Messenger RNA from Mesorhabditis belari, 630 nucleotides. The record is from the annotation of a GenBank genome assembly. NCBI's taxonomy places the organism in Eukaryota, Metazoa, Nematoda, Chromadorea, Rhabditida, Rhabditidae.
AUGAGCUAUAACAUUGGACCUGGACAAACGAUGGCCGAAAUAUACAGAAGAGUAAUCAAUGAGGUGAUCGCACAGAUGAAAGAAACAUUUUUGGAUGAGAAUGUGGACGUUGAUGUUCUUCAGCAAUUGAAACGGGAUUGGGAGAAUCGUGUUCGUGACUCGGGUGCCGUCGAUUUGGACGGAAAAGGUCCCAUUAUGCAGAAUCUUCCACCACUUCGUGCAAGUCAAGGACAGAUUCCUCGAUCGUCUUUCCAGCAACAAACUCUUUACGUUCAACUACCUACUACUACAAAACGUCUUCAUCAAUUGGAUGGAAAUAUCAUGACAGAUAGCUCAAGUGAAGACGAGGAGAUUGAGAAUGAUGAUCCAUUGCAUCAUAUUACUGAAAAGGGUGAUGACGAUGGAGAACAAGAAGGACAGGUGAACGAAGAGCCGCCUCUUAAUUCGGACGACGAUCAAUCGGAUGACGAGGAUAUUGAGACACUUUUUGCUGCUGAGAACGUUGUUGUUUGUCAAUUUGAAAAGGUUGGUCGCAAUCGUCAGAAUUGGAAGUUUAAUCUGAAGGAUGGAAUCAUGCACAUCAAUGGCCGUGACUAUUGCUUCCAAAAAUGCACCGGUGAAGCCGAAUGG